AUGGGCACACAGAUCACGCAGUUAGCCACUCAGGUGAACAAGCUGCAGGAUUAUCAAGGCCGACUUCCUUCUGUCACGGAGAUGAACCCUAAGGAAAAUGCAAGUGCAGUAACUGCAAGAAGUGGGAGAAUUCUAGUUGAGCCACAACCUAAGCAGCAGGAUAAAGAAAAAAAGCCCGAUGAAGCUAAGGAUGAUGCAAUUAGUGAGGAGUCACCAGAAUCCACCGAGCCUAGUUCUUCUAAGGUAAGUGGAAAACCUAAGGUUUCAAUUCCUCAAUCACUGAUUGCACCACCUUUUUCUUCUAGGCUGGCUCAGAACAAGAGAAUUAAAGAAGAGAAGGAUAUUCUGGAAAUUUUCAAGAAGGUAGAAAUAAACUUGCCCUUGCUUGAUGAAAUUAAGCAAGUUCCCAGGUACGCAAAGUUUUUGAAAGAGUUAUGCUCUAAGAAAAUGAAGUUUGGGAAUGAUGCAAGAAUUCGAGUGAGUAAUAAGACUGUUGAGAGAGCCAUGUUAGAUUUAGGAGCGUCCAUAAAUGUCAUGCCUUAUUCUGUGUAUAAGGAUUUGCAGUUAGGACCAUUGAAAGACACUCGUGUUAUCAUUCAGCUAGCUAAUAGGUCUACUGCAUAUCCCAAAGGUGUUGUUGAGGAUGUCCUUGUCAAGGUCAAUGAUUUGGUUUUUCCUGUGGAUUUUUAUAUUGUUGAUAUGGAUGAUUCUGCCUCUGCUAAGCAAUCUUUGAUUCUUUUAGGGAGACCAUUCAUGAAAACUGCUAAGACAAAAAUUGAUGUGGAUAGUGGAAUGCUUAGCCUUGAAUUUGAUGGAGAUGUUGUCACAUUUAAUAUUUUUUAG
Messenger RNA from Salvia miltiorrhiza (redroot sage), 843 nucleotides. RefSeq lists its product as uncharacterized. The transcript is spliced from 2 exons. The record is from RefSeq and is a predicted model, not a curated record. NCBI's taxonomy places the organism in Eukaryota, Viridiplantae, Streptophyta, Magnoliopsida, Lamiales, Lamiaceae. Bases 1 to 843 code for a protein of 280 amino acids.